ACAAAGACACAAAGGUACGCACAAAACAAUCACACAGUUACGUACAAAACAAUCACAAUUACACACAAAAACAUCGUACACAUUUACGCACAAAAUAAGUGUGGCCUUAAGGAGGAACUGAUCUCACGUCAGACCCCUGCAUGUUUUGAGGAAAGCAGAACAUAACCUGUUUGACAUGCAUUGCCGCAAACACAAUAAUAAUAAACUUGCCAUUUAGUAUUUUGAAACCACUGUAGAUCCAGGUUUGUCGUGCAAAGGAUAAUGUAUUUUCGUAUCUUUUAAAAUUGGCCUGUGGUUGGCCCUAGCAUAGACUUGAAAGACGCCGUUUAACAAAAUAGAAAUACACUGCACACACCACUGGAGCUGUGGGCUUCUUAAAGAACACAGGUGUCAGGCAAUGUGUAACAGCGUGUAGGCUAUUUCAAUAAAUAGUUCACACAUAUUAUACCAGACCCGGCAUGACUACAUCGUAUGGUAUUCAGACAUUCAGGGGAAUCAUUGAAAGAAAACUUUUUUUUCUAUCCAGGUCAAAUUAAAGUGAAGUACAAAUAAUUAAAUAAUGUGACGAAGUAAACAGCCGCCUACAAGAGUUUCCUCCUUGUCGUUGUUGUUGUUGUAGUCUCCCACACACACACACACACGCACACGCACACGCGCACACACACACGCACACACACAUACACACCUUGUUGUGGGUUUGUUGUGUUUCCCGCUCUCCAAAAAGCACACGGGAGCCGGAGUCUUGCGCUCCGUGCUCCGGCAGCAGCAAGCGUCAGAUGGGACUGCGGUGUACUCCCGGACACUCCGCUCCAGUUACCCUCCUUCACCAGUACCGUCCGGCGACUAUGUAACACCGCCACAACGGAACAGCCCCCGAAGAGACGUCUCGUCAUCAGAGUGUAUAUCUGGCCUAAACACACCGGCGCCGACGCGCAGCGGCGCGCAUUUCACGUGGGUCAAAAGCCGCCCCUACUGGAAGCGGCGCGACGGUCGUGCUGCAGUAUAAAAUCAGGAAGUCACCUGUCGAUCAACCGCAACAAAGAGACGAAACGCAAUGGGCCCUGCCUGCUGCCUCUGAUUGCCCCUCCCUCCCCUCACCCCUGGUGACCCCUGCCCCAAGAGAGCAAGGCGGUAGGUCGAGCACGGGCCAGCGCGGGCACGGGCUGACAUGAAGCCGAGGAGGAAGCUGCUGCUGGCGGCCCUGCUGGCCUGGCUCCUCUUCUUCCUGCUGUCCCUCUCCCUGGACAAGGGGCCAGAGGCGGUGGCGUGGGGCAAGCUCCGAGUCUCCCUCACCCUCACCCCCGGGACCACCGGCUCGGGGGAGGUGCCCGACACGCCGCAGGGCUCAGCGCUGGACCCCCGGGAUGAGGGGGGCCUGGAGGGGGGUGGUGAGGAGGUGGAGGAGGAGGAGGGAAGGAGCAGGCGCAGAGAGAAGCAGCAGCUGAAGGAGGAGGGGAAGCCGAGCUGGCAGAAGAGGACGAGGGGGAUCCGCUCGACGCAAGCCGCGCAGAAGCGCUGCGGCGUGGCCGGCUUUAACUUGAGACGCAGGGGGUUGGUGCAGAGGCAGUGGCAUGGCUCUGCCUCGUACAGCAUCCUCAGCCCCAGCCUGCAGCUGGAACGCAAGAACUACCUGAGCGCAAACAAGCACCGGGUGGCCCUCCAGGCGCGCCGGGGCGGGGGGUCAAAGAGUGGCCCGGAACUGCACUGCCAGCUUCAAAGCGAGGCGCGCCUUGGGACUUUAGACGGCAGCCAGCAACCGUUCGCCGGCCUCGGCUGGUCCCACUUCGUGCCCAGAAGACCCCUGGCGCCCGCAGCGAUGGGGUCAGAUUUCAAAACGUGCGCGGUGGUCAUGUCGGCGGGCGCCAUUUUGAACUCUUCCCUGGGGGAGGAGAUCGAUUCCCAUGAUGCAGUGCUACGCUUCAACGCAGCGCCCACAAAGGGCUAUGAGAGGGACGUUGGAAACAAGACCACCAUCCGCCUCAUCAACUCUCAGAUCAUGGCCCUACGCAAGCAUCACUUCAACUCCAGCUACCUGUACCGGAACGUGACCCUGGUGGCCUGGGACCCAGCGCCCUACUCCCUCAACCUGUCGGAGAGGCACAACAUACACAGCUUCAGUCACACCAUGCUGUGGUAUGAGAACCCGGACUUCGACCUCUUCACGUCGUACGUGAGGUGGAGGCAGGACCGGCCGGACCAGCCCUUCUACAUCCUCCACCCCGCCUACCUGUGGCGCCUGUGGGACGUGAUCCAGUCCAACACCCAGGAGAACAUCCAGCCCAACCCGCCCUCCUCCGGCUUCAUCGGUACGGUGCUGAUGAUGGCGCUGUGCCGCCAGGUGCACGUCUACGAGUACGUGCCGUCGGCGCGGCAGACGGACCUGUGCCACUACUACGAGGAGAUCCACGACGAAGCGUGCACACUGGGCGCCUACCACCCGCUGCUCUACGAGAAGCAGCUGGUGCAGCGCAUGAACGCCGGUACCUGUGAUGACCUCCGGGUCAAAGGUCGCGUCACCCUGCAGGGGUUCGGCUCCGAUGACUGCAUUGCGGCACCGUCCAACCGUGACACGUGACCCCCCCCCCGUCUAUCCCAGGGACGCCAUGAAAUUAAAUGGGUCGCUGAAUGUGAGAAAAAUGUCGGUGAUAAAACUGGUGAGAACGUGGCAAAGUUUUUUACGUCCGAAACUUUCGAUGGAGGACAUGGCGAUGAUGGGGAGGACACAUGAUUGGUUCAGAGGAAAACUCCAAGGGAACUUUGUUUGUGAGUAUUUUAACACAAAAGUACACUUCCUUUCACUGGGAAGCACAUCAACAUAAUGUGACGUCUGUUAACGAGGUUCUUGCUUGGUUCCCGACAUUCUUUUUAUUCUAGGUUCUAUAACACCAUGUCGGGAAUAACAGGUUAAGUCGUUUAGGGAAUUGUAGUCUUUCACUGUUUAAUUUAUGAAUAUAUCACAAAGCACAAGUUUGAUAACUUCUGGCAUUUCUUUGAAAGACUGCGUAGUUUUUUACACAUUUUGUGAUAAGGAUGGAUGGAUUUUGCCCCAAUUUUUUUUCUGAAAGACCCCAGUGAGCCAGGGUCCAUGGUUUUUGUGGAACCGGAAAAAUUCCACUUUCAUACUGUCAGGAGGCUUUGUAAUAGUGUUACGCUUCAUUUUCCCAUUCUGACGUAAGACGUCAACAAACAAGAUGAUGGCCUUAAAUGUGUGGUUACAAAAGACAGUACUACAGACUACAUUGGAUGAAGCAACCACAGUAAUAAAUUAAUAAUAAUAUGCAGAAUAUUAUAUUUAGAAUUAUAAUUAUUAUAUUAAUAAACAGCACCUUCAACUUC
This is a messenger RNA of Gadus morhua (Atlantic cod), 3336 nucleotides long. It is a transcript of the gene st6gal2b, whose product is annotated as ST6 beta-galactosamide alpha-2,6-sialyltranferase 2b. Gene Ontology annotation, cellular component: Golgi apparatus. The transcript has 8 exons. Gene Ontology annotation, molecular function: beta-galactoside alpha-2,6-sialyltransferase activity. Gene Ontology annotation, biological process: sialylation. NCBI's taxonomy places the organism in Eukaryota, Metazoa, Chordata, Actinopteri, Gadiformes, Gadidae. Bases 1169 to 2575 code for a protein of 468 amino acids. The record is from RefSeq and is a predicted model, not a curated record.